AUGAGAGGGCAUUUGGUAGUUCGUUAUUCAUUGUUAAUGCGGUACAAAAACGACCAAUUUUCUGGAACGAAGCAUGAGGAAAAAUGGAUUAAUUCAAAAUUUGCUGCAAAAACGAGGAUUCAUGAAAAUCGUCGCCAUUCAGCUGUUCCUUUUAUCAAUAUUUAUGCGGGUGGUCCACCAAUUGGUAUACGUCGUCGUUCGUUAAGUCCUAUGGCAUUUCUACCAAUUCCGGUAUUAAGUGACAGUCUUUCACCUUUAUUUGAUCCUGAGGCUUUUCACCAUCGAUCAGUUACCCCAACUCGUCGCCGAUUAUUUAAUGAUGCCUCACUUGACAAGGUUCAGUCCAAACCGCCUACGAUUCUGGUGUUCACUGGUGACAAUGAUGAACUUUAUCACCGCAUCCACAGCACUUUGUCUACAAUGGUUUCUCCAGAAAUCUAUACAGUCUUUCAUUUGUCUGUAGAGGCGCUUCAUCAUCAUCCAUGGAUUAAUCGGGAAGCUGUAUGCUUAAUUAUAGCCGAUACAAAAUGUCUCGAUGAUGUGGCCUGGUUGCGUCUUCAACAGUAUUUCAAUAAUUCUGGCAAAAUGUUAUUCCUUUGUCAAAAUAAUUUACUGGCAAGUCUUUCGACAUGCGGUUCAUUCCAUGAAAGCGCAAAGUUGCUGAAAAUGGCUUUUGGUGAUAGGCAGUCAAAUGUGCUUGGCAAAGAUUUUGAAAAUUUCAUAAAAAAGGCGUUUAAGUCGAUUUCAAAAUAUAAAACAGUUAACGAAACAUUCCAUUCGAAAGAUCUUGUUGGAGGAUUGAAAUAUUCAGUUGUUAUUUAUAAAAAUGCAGAUGCACCUCUAUUAUUGUAUAUGGAGAAUGCAGCACAUCAUGCAAGUGCAUUAUUUAGCGAUGCGACAAGUGAAGAACUAUUCGAAAGUGGCGCUACCUUAAUAGCUGAUGCUCUUUCUAGGUUAUCUGUUCAGAUCUCACCAAAAGUUGUUAUCCCAAACCUAAGUCAAGGAUAUCUCAUAUGCCAAUAUGAUCGAUUGCCGUGGAAUAUAAAAGGAAUGUAUUUCAAUGAAGUUUUUGGAUCGUUUCCGAAAUUAUUAAUAAAGCAAAUUGAAAAGGAUGGAAAAUUACCUGCUGCUACAAAUCAAUUGUUGCCAAUUGAGGUGAGAACUCGUCAACAAGGAUUACCAGAAUUCGACGAUCGAAUGUAUUUCAGAACUCUUCGAACAAAAAGGAUCGGUGCAGCUUUGAUUUAUGUGCCUGUUUGUGAAUCGACCCAGGAUAUUGCUAAAAGUCUUGCUACCGCUAUGCCUAAUGAACCAAUUGUCGUUGUCGCUCGACAACAAACUAAAGGAAGAGGUCGUUCUGGUAAUCAGUGGUUAAGUCCAAUUGGUUGCGCAGUUUUCUCAUUUAAUUUUAAUCUUCCUGCUAGUACGCUUCUAGCAUCUAAUGUUGUGUUUAUACAAUAUAUUUUUUCCGUUGCAAUCGUUGAUGGAAUUUGUUCUCUUCAUCCACAUUUAGAGAAUUUGCAGCUGAAAAUCAAAUGGCCUAAUGACAUAUAUUAUGGAAGGAUGUAUAAAAUGGGUGGUUUAUUGGUGAAUGCAUCAACAAUUGGUGAUAAAACUGUCUGUACCCUUGGAGCAGGUUUUAACGUGGCCAAUAGCAAACCUACUAUUUGCGUCAAUGAUGUCUUACCUAUCAAUUCUAGAAUCGAAGUAAAGAUAGAAGAAUUUAUCGCAAAUGCAUUGAACAAAUUUGAAGAUUAUGUCAAUAUUUUUCAAACUAAUGGCCGUCAAGAUUUUUUAAAAUAUUAUUAUAAUUUUUGGUUGCACAGUCGAGAGGAAGUAACACUCGCGAAGUCUAAUGAAAAAGUGGUAAUUCGUGGUCUAGAUGAACAUGGAUUUCUAGUGGUUCGAAGUCGGCAAAGUGGUAAAAUCAUGGUGGUGCAUCCAGAUGGCAAUACAUUUGAUAUGAUGAAAGGGCUUAUUUCAGUAAAAUAUUAA
Dracunculus medinensis (Guinea worm) is the source of this 1995-nucleotide messenger RNA. Lineage: Eukaryota; Metazoa; Nematoda; Chromadorea; Rhabditida; Dracunculidae. The record is from the annotation of a GenBank genome assembly.